AUGCAGUUCCCCCACCGCCACGGCCACGGUCGCCGCGACGACGACGAUUCCGACGACCGCCGCGCCCCGGCACCCGGGUACGGAGCACCUGCCCCCGCCUACGGCCGCGACGACGACGGCUACAGACACCACGCCCCCGCCCCAGCCAACGGCGGCGGCCACGACGACGAGUACGAACGCCACGCCCCCGCCCCGGCCUACGGCGCUCCAGUUCCGGCAUACGGGGGAGGCGGCUACGGAGCCGCUGCUCCCGCGGCCUAUGGAGGCGGCGGCCGCGACGACGACUACUGCCGCCACGCCCCGGCCCCAGCAGCCUACGGUGGAGGCGGCGGCUACGGCGCGCCGGCGCACGGCAACGUCGUCCACGUGUCCCACGAAUCAGGCGACGAGAGGCCGCACUACGGCGGGUACGGCAGCGAGACGCGCCCGCACCAAGGGGCCGGCGGCGGCGGCGGCGGCGGGGCGGCGGUCGCCGCCGAGAAGACGUACCGGAUCAUCUGCAAGGAGCUGGUUAGUGGACGAGUCAAAUGA
This is a messenger RNA of Lolium rigidum, 531 nucleotides long. RefSeq names its product glycine-rich cell wall structural protein-like. Lineage: Eukaryota; Viridiplantae; Streptophyta; Magnoliopsida; Poales; Poaceae. The coding region runs from base 1 to 531 and encodes 176 amino acids. The transcript has a single exon. The record is from RefSeq and is a predicted model, not a curated record.